GCGGGACGUGUUUGUGAUUGUAUAUUAGAUACUCCGGUUAAUUAUUAAAAAUUAAUUAUUUAAAUAAUUAAUUAUCUCCAAAAAAUAAAUAAUUCCUAGUUAUUUAUUUUUCCCGCCCAAAAAUUAUUGCGACCUAUGGUUAAAAAUAUUUAGUGCAGUUUAAAAAAUAAAUACCGUCUGUCAAGACUUUGAGGUUAUGUUGUCAAAUAAAGUCAUAUAUUUAUUUAUUAUUACAAAAUAUAAUAAAUAUUAAAUAAUGGCAAGAAGAAAAAGUCUUAAUCGUCGGCGUUCACGGAGAUCAUUAAAUGUCUCCGGUAUCCUCAAUGACGAUACCAAUGCCUUUGAGGAAGAUAAUGAUCUCUGGUUCAAUAAUCUUCCCAACGAAUCAAAUAUAUCAAAAUACCGAGCAUCUAAUUCUCGGUCCCGAUAUUCAAAGUCUAUUUUGAAUUCCGACUCUCAAGUUGUUGAUAGUAUCGGUGAUGGUGAUAAGUUUUGGGAAAAUUUAAAUAAAACGAGCCAAGAUCUUUUUACUCAGGAAAAUUCAGCUCCAGUACCAGGACACAAUAAAUCAGCAAGAAAAUCCAAUACUUUGAAUGAAACCCUGACGUCAGAGGCAUCCACGACACACGCAAUAAAAAAAAGAAAAUUAUUGGUCCCAAAAAAUCGUAAGAGCACUGGAGAUGUUUUUUCCCAAGCACUGGAUGAUUCGGAGCCGGCAGUUGAAUCCGAGCCUGUGCGUUCUUCUGCGCGAAUGAUUGACCGGCGGUUAUCGCACUCGCAGAGCGACACAUUAGACCGUAAUCGUUCCCGUCGUUCUGGAUUUCAAUCCGCAGAAAGUGCCAGCGAUAACGACAGACCCGCGAAACGGACGAUAUUCAAAAAACCUUCACAGAAAAAUGUAUCGCUUACUUCCGUCUUUGAUGAAAUUCUCAAUGAUCCUGAGGAGUCAGCAGUCGGCCCGUCGCAGGGACCUACGGAUAGAAAAACUUUUGUGAAGCCGCGUACUACUUUUUUUAAUUCGCCCCGUGGAUCUGCUUCCCAGAGUAGAAACAGCAGAAGUCAGCAUCUGGAUUCAAAUGAAGAUAAAGAUAAAGAUGAUGAUGAUGAUGAUGACACUGAUGAUAAUUUAGCAUCACAACAACGCCCAUUUUUCAGGCAACACAACAGAAAUUCAAGUAAUCCGUUCGCUAGUAUCAUCAGUGAAAGUGAAUCAGAAAAAGAUACCGCCAGUCAGUCGCAUUCUAAAAGUCGAAAUCAGUCGAAAAGAAAAGAAGAGCAGUCGGUUGAACAAGAGGUUCCAGAGUCAGAGAAGAUUCCAGAGGACCCAGGAGAAGUAGAAGAUUUGAAUGAGUAUGAAAAAUCUUUGGCUUCAGCAGGAAGCAAAACUUCAGUAUCCAGAGAGAGCGGGAAUAAUUUUACUCUGCGCGACUCUGCUGGCAGUGGACCCUCUGAUUUUCGGCAGAGUAAAAAUAACGAUUUGAUGCGAAAGACAUUACAGAGAAGCAGUCGCGUAUUGUCAGGACACUCGGAUGCUUCUAAUAAAUCAUCGACAUCUAGUCUAAGUGAAGUUUAUAAAUCUGCAGAUAUUAAUCAGACUGACUAUCAAAGUUAUCACACUCAGUACUAUGAACCCAUGGAAGAUGAUGGUGAUGCUGGGAUACUUGAAGCCGACAGUGAAAGACGAAAUGCUGGUGAACACGAUUUGAGACUGAGUCAGGGAAUAGAGAAAGGGGGGAGAGUAAAUAAAAUUCUGGAAAAAGAAUUUGAUUUAAAUUCACUGGAGGCUAAUGACAAUAAUUUUGCUGAUGAGUAUGAGGAUAAUGAAGUAGUUGAUAAAGAAAACCGCGAGAGUCUUAAUAAUUUAGAGGAUGAUGUCAAUUUUUCACGAGCGACGAAGAGAUCAGUGUCGGGAAAAAGUGGAUCGCCAACUAAAGCCGGUGGUAAGAAAGCUCGAGUUAGUGCUGAUGAUAUUAUUGCCGGUCAGCAGGUCAAGGAAAUUUUGAAUGCUGACUCCAGUGGGCGACGGAUAACUAGACAAAGUGAAGGAGAUAAAUCGGCUAGAAAUAAUUCACACGUUUCUCAGGUUGACGAGUCGGUGAAGAGUAAGAAAAGUGUUUCGGUAAGAAUUCGGUCCCAGAGGAUUUCUGAGGCUGCUUCGUUGGGUGUAGAGGCUGAGAAAGAUGUAAGUCUGAGUAAAUCUGUCAGGAAGACACGAUCUGGAAGAAUUUUUCAGGGUUUAGAGGCUGAUAUUCCUGAGGAUGCGGGUUUAGAUGGACAGUUCGAGUCUGCUAAAGACAACAGGCAAUCCAAGUCUUUGAAAACUGUAGAAACUUCGAAACACUCGACCCGUGUCACUGUACAUGAGGAAGUAGAUGGUGAAGACAGGGAAGAAGAUGAGGUAGAAGCUGGAGUUGAAGAUGGGGAAGAACAAAGUUUGGGUAAUUCUGUUAGGAAGACUAGGUCUGGAAAAGUUAUCGAAGAUUUAGGGGAUAGUAGUUCUGAUACCAGCUCUGCUAGAGAAAAGAAAAAGAGAUUGUCUGAGAAACGGCAAAGUAUUUUGAAAAGUAUUGUCGGCUCUGAUAGUUCAGAUGAAGAGUCAGAGUCUCCUGAUAAAGCUUCUGGUAAGCAGUCCAAGUCCUUGACGAUAGUGGAACCUCCUAAAUAUUCUUCGACGCGUAUUAAUGAUACCAAUAAGAGUACGGGUAGAAAAGAGCAAGAUGAUGAUGAAGAUGAAGAAGAAGAGGAGGAAGAGAAUCAGGAUGCAACCGAGAGUCAAGAUGAUGACGAGACUCAAGAGGAAGAAAGUACUCAAGAGGAAGAAGAGACUCAAGAAGAAGAAGAGAAUCAAGAGGAAGAAGAGAAUCAAGAGGAAGAAGAAAUUCAAAAUGCAACAAAGAGUCAAGAAGAUGAAGAAGAAAAUCAGGAUGCUGUAGAAAAUCAAGAUGAAGAAGAAAUUGAGGCUGAAUUAAUUUCCGCACGUAAAUCGUCUAAAAGUUUGGGUUCACCAAAACAUUCAUCAACUCGUUAUUUAAAUAAAACAGGUAAAAGUUUGAAUGAAACCGAAAGUGAUGAUGAUAUUGAUGAAGAAUUAAAUGAAUAUGUUAAAAAUACAAGUAAAAUGUCUAGCUCACAAAAUAAAAGUAAAAAACUCAUUGAAAUAAAUCCAACACCUACUGAAUUACCCUUUCGUGAAAGUGAUUCUGAUGAGUCUGAAGAUGACAAUAAUUUGGAUGCCAGUAAAAUUGGAGAACCUCGCAGUCAAAUUUCGCAGACUCCAACUGGAAAGACGACCGAGGUCCCAGAAGCUGUGGCCAGUACUUCGGGUACUGCGAGAAUAAGUACAAGAGUAUCGACUAAGUCUCGUCCGUCUCAACCUCCAGGUAAUCAGAGAUCUAUUUUGAGUUUCUUCAAUACUGUCAACUCAAGGCCGUCUUUGCACAUAAGCACCCAGCCACUAGAGUCUUCGAAUUUACUCAAAGAAGCGUCCGCUAGGAUGAAAGAAAUAAAGAAGCAACAAGACGAGUCAUUUGCUAAGCAGUUGAAGGACAAGAAUGUCAGCCCAGCGAAGCCGGCGAACUCAAUGCCUGUAAAGAGGAAGAUUGGGGCAGGUGUUGGAUUGAGGAAGAAAAAUUCAGCGAAUGUUAAAGAGGUCGAUAAAGCGUACAUUGUUAAUGGUCAGGUUUACAAGAGACCCAGACUCCCACGACCCAAACACUGGGCCACAGAUCGGCUUUAUAAAUUCUUGUGGAAGAAAAUGGAGUCUAAGUAUCAGUUGCAGACGCGGAUUCGCUCGGAAAAAUUCGUCAAAGAUCUUGCGGUUGCUGUGGAAAUUAUCAAGAAAAAGAAAAAGUAUGAGGGUUACAAAUUUCUGCUGGACGAUUUGCUAAAAAAAAUGGCGCGCCUGGGGAUUAUCGAAACCAGAAGAGAUUUUUAUGAUUUUUGUUACGAUUUCAUGCCCUAUGAGUUCAGAGAAAAGGUCAUGCCUAUUUUACAUCCUAAAGCCGUUCAUUUGGUUCCAUUCGAGCCUCAGAAAAUUGAUCAGCCCAUACUAGGUGCUUGAAAUUUAUUUAGUAAAUGAACAAAUAAAUGUAUAUAUGAAUUAUUUUGUUAGAGUGCGCGCAAUAUUUGAAAAUUUAUAUUGCGAAUAACGAUAAUUUAAAGCUUUUGAUAAAAAAUAUUAUUUUCAUUGUUAAUAUAUUUAAUUCUACUUUACUGUUACCAGGACGGUGAUAAGAAAUCGUAAUGAUUACAGGGAGAGUAAUGAUGUAAUUAAUCGUAAGUUAGAUAUUUAAUUAAAUAAUUGAAAAGUUGUGUUGAUUAAUAAAAAGAAUUCUUGAUAUUUAUAAAAAAUU
Microplitis mediator is the source of this 4352-nucleotide messenger RNA. Its product is annotated as transcriptional regulator ATRX-like. Lineage: Eukaryota; Metazoa; Arthropoda; Insecta; Hymenoptera; Braconidae. The transcript is spliced from 3 exons. The record is from RefSeq and is a predicted model, not a curated record. Bases 257 to 4060 code for a protein of 1267 amino acids.